ACAAUCGCUUUCCUAUGUAUCACGUUACAGUGUGAAGCAGUGGCGGCGGACUCGUCACAUAUGCGACCGGAUUUUAUCGUCCAGUGCUCAUCGUUCCGGUAGCAUGUGUAAGCAGAAAACACAAAAAUUUUAACAAUAACUUAUAGAAUCCUUGGAAAUAUCAGUGUGUUGUGAAAAGGAAUUUGCAGUGCUCGUAAAAAUGUUUUGUGCGAUGUUAAUUUAAAUUUGUGCAUAAAUAAAAAAAUGGGAAAAUCAUCGAGCAAAUUAAAACACAAACGUAGUGGGUCUAAUCUCACCUGGCCCCGAUUUGGUUCCCGAUUGUCUCUAAAACAUUUUCGCCACGAUACCGCCCAACAUAACGAUUACAUUACUCGAGCAAUCGAUGCAACCAACACGGAAAUAAACGCGAACAAACGAAAACAUCUCGAUAUUAAACAGUGGUUGAAAAUACUCGAUUUAGAACAUUAUGAAGAUCACUUCGAGAAAUUUAGUGGGGUCGAAGAUCUCUUGGAAUUUUCCGAAGCCGAUAUUAAAGAGUUGGGCGUAAAAAAAUCUUCUCAUCGGGCGUUAAUGAUGAGCAGUAUAACCGCCUUAAAAGCAAAAUAUCACGACUUAAGACGGGACCAUUUCAUACGACAUAGCGUUGCGGUUGAUACGCGAAAGAAAAUCCAACAAGAUGAUUCAAUAUCCGACAUCAAAACUGUUUAUGAGGCGAUUCAAACAAAAAGUUUGAACAAUUUAAUAAUGGAGCCUUGUGCAGAUCCGUCCAUGGAUACAGCCGCAUUAAAAAAAGCUUUAGAAUGGGAAUUAUCGUUAGACGGCCGAGACAUCCGUUCGCAUGCUUGGUAUCAUGGUGCGAUUCCAAGAUCACGAGCAGAAGAAAUCGUUCGGGAGGAAGGUGGCUUUUUGGUACGCGAUUGCACCUCUCAACCAGGAAACUACGUCCUCACUUGUAGGACCAAACUUCAACCAUUACAUUUUGUCAUAAAAAAAACAAUUCUCCAACCAGAAACUGUUUACGAACGAGUACAAUAUCAAUUUGAGGAUGAUCCAUUCGAUACCGUUCCCGAUUUGAUCACUUCUUAUGUUGGUUCGGGUAAACCAAUUACGGCAGCGUCCGGCGCUAGAAUUCAAUUUCCAAAAAAUCGGAUGUAUCCUUUAUCGUUUUAUGCAUCGAAAUAUCCCGCUCCUAUUCAACAUCAAAAUCGAUUGAUUUCGCCGAGUACACCCGGAUGUGGCGGUUUAAGAUAUAAUCCAAUGCAACAUUCGCAUUCGCCAACGAGAUUAUCAAAUCCUUCGCCACCUAAAUUACCGUCAAAAAAGCAAAGAUCACAAUCUUUAACACCAUCUGAAGUUAAUCGUAUUGCUCAAGAAAAAUGUUACAGUGCGGAUGGUGUGAUUCAACCGGUUAUGACAAGAUCGGUUGGUUCCGAUACAAUAAAUAAUUUAAAUUAUAAAUUUGCUUCUUUACCAAGAACUUCUUGUACUCGUCUUUCAAUUUCACCAAGUACAGGAACUUUAGGUAGACAUAUUCGUUUAUGUAGUGAUACCUCUUUGUGUGAGGAUGAAACGCCCGAAUCACCACCACCGAAACCAUCAAGAUUUCCAAGAGAUUGCGAAACAAUUCUAGAUAAAACCAGUUUAGAUGGAAAUUUCCAUGGUUAUUUACAAAGGGUUACCUCUUAUCACGCGUCCGGUUCUGAUUCAGGAAAUGGAUCCGGCGAUUCAGCUUUGAGUUCAGCAGCUGGUGAUUCGAUUGAGUUAACAUCAACCCAUAGAAAUUCAGGCGUGAUUAUUAAAAAUCCUCGUUAUAAUUUGGCCACAUCCGAAUCGACGACAACGUUAAAAAAUUUUGAUUUUGAUUACGUCGCCGCCGAAGAAAAAUUACUUCAAUUAGAACAACUCGAGUUGGAUGUCGCAUCAAAAUUCGAUUUGGAAAGCUUUUAUACUUUAUUACUUCCGAUAGCCGAUAAUAAACCGUUAGAUAGCGAUGCGUUGAUUAAAAUUAAGUUGAUUUUGAAAGAUAACGGAUCGAGGAUAUUAGCUAAUCACUUAACUAGAAUUGAUUUGGAUUUAAUUUUCGAUGGAUAUAAAAAUGAACAAAGCUCAAAAUUUGGUAGCGGGAUUGAAUUGUGUACUUUACCGCAUGGUAGACAGUUUAGAUUGGAUUUAUUGGAAAGAACUGAAUGUCUUAAAUUACUAGUAGCUGUAACCAUUUUAACAUGUCCCGAUGAAAAUGAAAGAGCCGAAAUGUUAAAUAAAUGGAUUGAGGUUGCGAUUGAUACAAAAACAGCCCUCGGAAAUUUGUACGGAUUUUGUGGAAUAAUGUUAGGGUUAUGUUCCCCACAAGUGGAAAGAUUAAAUUCAACUUGGCACCUUCUCCGUCAAAAACACACCGAUUCGGCUUUCAAUUUUGAAUCAAAACUACGCCCAACAUUAAAAUCAAUGAAUAGUUGCUCAAACCCUCAAGCGCCUAACACAACAAUUCCACAUCUCAUCCCAUAUAUUUUAUUGAUUGAACGCAAUCUCGAAGAUUUCAUCACCCCCAAUUGUCAUAAUUUUUUAACGGCGAAUUGUUUAACCGCUUGGGAAGUGAAUAGUCACGAUUUUGGACUUAGUAUUUUGUUGGCGCACUUAGAUAGUGCUCGAAAAUUCGUUAAUUUGUGUAACACGUUUCAUAGAAACGCCGAAAUCGUGCUUGGUGAAGCUCGAAUGGACGAUUUAACACUUGAAAUGUUCAGAACGGAAUUUCAAUUAAAAUUUUUAUGGGGAAGUAGAGGUGCUUAUUCACCACCUCUCGAGAGACAUUCAAAAUUUGAACAAUUACUCGAGGUUAUCGCAGAUAAAUAUUGUAAUAAUGGUCAGCAAGGUGUUGAAGUGUAGCUACAUUUUAGAAAUUAACAUAAUUCACUACAUAUCAAAGCAUAAGAAAUACUUGCAGGAAUAAAAAUAACGAAACAACACCAAAUAAUUAAAAGAUCAUUUUUGGAUAUAUUUAAAAAUGUAAGCUUAAAUGCUGCUCGAUUUAACCCUACAAUGCUUUACCGUUGUUUAUAAGCGCAUUUAGAAGAGGCUCAACACCACCAUCAUUAUUAGUUAAUCAAGUAAUUACAUAAUGAUGGCUUACAAAUUUGUUGUUAAAGGGUUAAAUGUAAAAAGGUGCUUGAAUACGAAAUAGCAUCAAAAAAAUAAGAAAUGUUUAAUCAAAAAUACUUUGAUUUAGGUA
Molecule: messenger RNA, 3226 nt
Organism: Onthophagus taurus
Lineage: Eukaryota; Metazoa; Arthropoda; Insecta; Coleoptera; Scarabaeidae
Product: SH2 domain-containing protein 3C
Biological process (GO): small GTPase-mediated signal transduction; positive regulation of peptidyl-serine phosphorylation
Molecular function (GO): guanyl-nucleotide exchange factor activity; phosphotyrosine residue binding
Source: RefSeq, a predicted model, not a curated record